Molecule: messenger RNA, 1104 nt
Organism: Haemonchus placei
Lineage: Eukaryota; Metazoa; Nematoda; Chromadorea; Rhabditida; Trichostrongylidae
Source: the annotation of a GenBank genome assembly
AUGUUAUACGAGUCAUGGAGUGAGGAAGUGACAAAGAGGUCAUGCUGUCCUCUCUGUGAGCGGCGUUUUACUUCGAAGACGGGCGCCAUUGAAUUAUCAGGGAAGCUGUUGGACAUGAGUCUUGCGGUCCCUGACGAUAUUGAGCGAUUAGAGCGGCUAGUUCAAGAGACAGAGGAGAAAGAAAGGCAUCUCGGAAAUGCGCUCAUCCAUGUAGAGCAGUGCAAGAAGAUUAUGGAUGGUAAGGUCAAACUUGUGAGGAAGGAGGUUGGUGAUCGUAAUAAGGAAGAAGCAUCUUUAACCGAAGAGUUAGAAUCGCUCCGCAAGGAACACACAGAUUUGAAUUCUUCCUUCAAACGCUUGCUAGAAGUCAAGGCGGAUGUGUCUUUGAUGGAUUCACUACUGGCAUCGUUCCAAUCACUCACUGAUCAAAUAAACGAACUAUCUGAAGGUCUCAAGGAAGGUUCAAGUCAUAUUUCGCUCCCAGUGCUGAGGAAGGAAGUAGCAGAAAAAGAAUUACACGAGUUACGAGAGCGCCGAAUUUCAUCAUGUGAAGCCGCUGCUCGGGUUGAGCACAUUCGUGAGAUGGUUGCUCGCCAUCAUGCAGAAAUCGCCGAAUUGAAUCAUCGACGCGACGAAAUCAUGGAAAGGCACUUGCCCAAAGCCGAAAUGGAAUUGCAAAAAGCGAAGGAAGAGCGUGAUACUGCUGAAAGUUGCGCCAAGAACCAAGAGGAUUUGAAGCUCGCCUUGAUAAGAGAAUUACCCGAUUAUUGGCUAGAAAAGCUACCAGCAGAACGUCCUAUGGGCUGCAGAGCCGGCCUGGACGACGUACACGCCAAAGCUGGACAUGUCAUGGCAGCCUUGUUAGUGCUAGCGUCGACGAAUAGUACGCAGGCAAGAGGUCCAACAUUCCUUUCGCUCGGAUCUUCCGUUAAAAAGUGUGACCAUUUCGUUGGCGGCCGUCCUGGAGUUCGUUUGAUGCCUCGAGGGAUGCAGUCAGUAACCGUCCUGGUCCAACGGUCAUCACUACAUCGCAUAACGUGUCUGGUCCACCUGAUCUUCGACUACUUGGCGUAUUCAACGGCAUCCCUGUUUUUUGUUCGAUGA